Messenger RNA from Salvia splendens (bonfire salvia), 1294 nucleotides. RefSeq lists its product as uncharacterized. The record is from RefSeq and is a predicted model, not a curated record. Gene Ontology annotation, biological process: regulation of DNA-templated transcription. Gene Ontology annotation, cellular component: DRM complex. Lineage: Eukaryota; Viridiplantae; Streptophyta; Magnoliopsida; Lamiales; Lamiaceae. The transcript has 5 exons. Bases 192 to 1073 code for a protein of 293 amino acids.
AAACCUCCUCUCCUGUGGCGCCGUCUCCCUCUCCCCCACCCACCCAAAUCCGAUCUGCAAAACCCACUAUUCCGGGUUUUGUGGGAAUAUUCAUUUUCUUCGGGGCAAUUGCGGUUUAACAUAGUCAGAUAAGAUCACUGCUUUGGCUGGGAUAUUUUGUGGGAACUACCUCCAAGCUGGAUUGACUUCCGAUGAUGAUGAACACUCAACGUAACACAAAUGUAAUGGCUGGUGGAGGGACUCCCACUCCCGCUCCUGCUCACGAUAAGCAGUUCCCUGGUUCUGUGAAAAAGACGGCCCUCAGAGAUUUGCAGAAUGAAAAUGUGGGAUCAAUUCAUAAGCAGCCAGAGAAUAUUCAUCCUGUAGGUGGGAAAUCAUGUGGUGACAUGGUUAAGGUUUGUGGAAAUAAAAGACUUACGCCUGAGCGCCCCUCAAGUUCCCAAGGUCUCCCGUACUCAGCCUACAAUGGUACAAAUGAGAAUGUCAUGAAUGCACGCCGGAGAUUUGAGCUCGAACUUGGAGUCGGAAGACCUCAUAACAAUGCCGAUAAAAAAAUUACAGGCUGUUCAGAACCGAAGAAUGCAGUAGGUCAAUCACGGCAAGAUGUUAAUCAUAAGACAGUGAAGAAUGGCAAUCUUCAUCAAAGUCCAGUAGCUACACCAAACAAGCUGGCAGCAAUCAUGGCCUUUUCAAGUAGUGGCCCAUCGGUGCCUAAUUCUUUGGGGAAGCAUAGCAAUAGCACUCCAGUGGCUAAGGUUUCUCAUGAGCUUCCUCGUACCGUUGAUUUUAAGACCACCAAUGAUCUGCUAAGAAUGGAAACCGAGCGCUUCAUCCACCUCCAGAAGUCUCUUAAACAAUAUGAUGAAGCUAGCCAAAUAGACUACACUCAGACGCUUAUGCAUCUACCCCCCUCAGAGCUGAGUAAGCACGCUGUGGAGUUGGAGAAAAGAGCAAUCCAGUUGACAAUUGAGGAAGGCAACGAGAUGCAGAGAAUGAAGGCGAUGAAUAUUUUUAUCAAAUCUUCACCGGGUAACACUGUAACAGGUCAGCUAUUGGAAGCAAACACACGCUAACUGGUGAGGCUUGUGGGAAAUAUAUAUGCUUCUGGCCGUAUCUAUAUAUUUAGAUUAAAUCCUUUUCCUUAUUAGGUUCUUGUAAAACUAAGUUCAGCGGGUUACCUUUCAGCCAUAUUAUGGCAUACUCAAUCAUUUGUGCUCUUUAGGAAAUAAGCAUUUAUCAGAAUGUAACUUCUGUUUCUUACUCUUGCAUCAUUAAACUUUUUCAACUUUAACUA